This is a messenger RNA of Aphis gossypii (cotton aphid), 6735 nucleotides long. RefSeq names its product rho guanine nucleotide exchange factor 10. Gene Ontology annotation, biological process: actin cytoskeleton organization; positive regulation of stress fiber assembly. The transcript has 17 exons. Gene Ontology annotation, molecular function: protein binding; guanyl-nucleotide exchange factor activity. Lineage: Eukaryota; Metazoa; Arthropoda; Insecta; Hemiptera; Aphididae. Bases 383 to 3817 code for a protein of 1144 amino acids. The record is from RefSeq and is a predicted model, not a curated record.
UCAUUACUAUACUAUAUAGGUACAUAAUUUAAUAUUGUUUUUUAUGUACGGGUUUUUUUUUAUCCUUCUCCCAAAUCACACAAGUCGUUCCCCCAAUAAUGUCAAUUAACCAAUGUUGUUAUUCUGAUUAAGUAUUUUUUACUGUUAAUUUGUAAUUUGUUUUUCGUUUGUUGUGCACUUCGUAUUCUAUGAUAGUUACGGCGAACGAUUUCCCAAUAGCUGCGGUGUAGUGUCGUCUUCGUCGUCGUUGUGAUCUUUAAAAUAUUAAGAUCAUUGUUUGUAAGAAGUCAAAAUGUUUUAUUAGUGUUUGUGUUUCGAAUUACUUCAUCGUAUCACCGGCAAUGGAUAGAAUUACAAUAAACGUAUAUCAUAGCUGAUUAAAAUGGCAUCCAGAGAUAAACAAUCACAAUAUGUCGAUGGUCGACGUACCUGUCCUCGGUACAGUGGACCUGCUUCCAGCAACGGUGACUAUGCUUAUGCAUAUUAUGAGCAUGGUCCACAUGGGUCUAAACCACAUUCAUGUUCAAAACAUAGUUAUAUUAACCGAUAUGGACGGGAAGAAAACAUAUAUGAGGAGAUUGGAACAUCUAAACUUGAUGAAGAAGUUAGAUAUGUCCACUCGAAACAUUUACAGGUUUUGGAUGAAUUAAAUUUAUCAAUGGAAGCGAUGAUAAUGCCUGACAAUGGUGCAUGUUUAAACAAUAAUGGUUCAUCUGGCCUUAAUUUAGGAACUUCAAGAGAUGGUUCGCCAGUGAAUUUGAGUGUGGAUAGUGGGGUUGCUUGUGAUGCUAGCAGUUGUGGUACAAAUAGUUUAAGCCGGCCUCGUAAAUCUCAUUUCAGCACAAAAAGGUUUUGGAAUAAAAUGCCUACAUUAAUUUCACCCAGCCCUAGUAAAACAUCACUUCCAGAUGAGUCUGUACGAUGGCGACAAAAUUCGUGGGAUGAAGUAACACAAUCAACCACAAUUAAUGAACGCCAUACUCCUUCACAAAAAAGUUCAAGUUCUGAUAGAGAUCCAGAACUUUCAUCAGAAGAAGAAAGUAACAAGAGUUAUGAUACUAGAAAUAAUGUUUCUAAAACAUUGAGGUGGACAAAGAACCCUCCAUCCCCAGAUCCACCUUCUAGUCCUGGUUUAUUAUCGAGAUGGUUUUCAUUAAGAAGAUGCUCUCAAUAUGAUCUAGAUGUUCGGCCAAAUAGCAAAAUGCCUCUAUUACCAGAGGUUGAAGAAGACUGUUUUUCUAGACGACUUAUUCCACCAAGUCUUCCACCAGCACCUCCUGAUAUUUCUGAACAAGAACUAAGACGUAGAUAUAUUGUUGAUGAUAUAGUGAGAAGUGAAAAUUCAUAUUUAGCUACUCUUCAUAGACUUGUGAAUGAUUACAAAAAGCCUCUUGAACAAAGUAUGCCAUCAAUUCUAAGUCAGUCAAAAAUUUCAAUAUUAUUUCAUCGAGUUCCAGAAAUACUUCAGUGCCAUACACUAUUUAGAAUAGCGUUAGCUGAAGCUGUUGCAAAUUGGGAUCGUGAUCAUAGAAUUGGAGAUGUUUUUGUAGGAUCUUUUAGUAAAGCAAUUGUGUUGGAUAUAUAUAGUGGGUUUAUUAACAAUUUUUUAAAUGCUAUGGAAUUGGCAAAAACUGAAACCAAAAGAAAAGCAUCUCUCGCAGAAUUUUUUAAAAAUCGACAAGAAGCAUCCCAUGACCGCCUUUCAUUUUAUAGUUUAAUGGUUAAACCUGUACAAAGAUUUCCACAGUUCAUUCUUUUCCUCCAGGAUUUAUUACAUAAUACUGGUUAUGGUCAUCCCGAUAGAAUGUCUUUACAGUUAGCAUUAACUCAAUUGGAAUCAUUAGCAGAAAUGCUCAAUGAAAGGAAACGUGAAAGUGAGCAGGCUCAAGCAUUUAAAGAAAUGUUAAAAUCUGUGUCUAGUAAGUUAGCUGUUCGUCCAAUAGCAGACAGCAACAGAUGUCUCCUUAGACAAGACGAUGUUACUCAAAUAGAAAUUAAUCAUGGAGAGGUCAUUGGAAAAUGUAAACCUCGACGUCUAUUAUUACUAAAUGAUUUGCUUGUUUGUGUUUCUGUCAAUAACAAAGAUGAUUCCAAUAGCACAUCACAAAAAAGAUUAACAUUCAAAUGGAGUUAUCCAAUUUCUGAAAUUCAAGUUAUUGACACAUUGUCAUUACCUAGUGUUUCACGUACAAUUGCUGGUAGUACAGGAUCACAUAAUAGUAUCACAACAGACAAUUUAUGUAAUGAAAUGAACCAUCUAAUGCAUGAUUAUCAAGUAAUCAGCCGUAUUGUUGAAUUAGCAUCAACAUUAAAAGGCACAUAUUUGGAUCUUGCUCCAGAUAAUUUAAAAGGUGUCUUAAAUGCAAUACAGUGUGAAGUGCAAUAUAAAGGAGAUCAGGUAGCAUGGAUGGACUCCUGCUGUCUCCAGUUAUUUAUUAAUCGUCAAGGAUACACUUUUCAAAUGGAAAAUCCUGAUUUACGUAAAGGAUGGAUCACUGAAUUAAGGCUUGCACGAUUAGCUCUCGAUCCAAAUAAUUCUCCAGCUUGGGAAGUUCCUGAUCAGGAGUUGAUGCGGCCAAUGACAAAAAUGCCUUUAUUCGUUGGUGCUCAUCCCAUAACUUCAUCUAGCAAACAAGCAGAGGUGACUUGUGGAUGCUUUUAUUCUUCUGGCUGUGGCAAAUUUUCAUAUUUGUGGGUUUGCACUACAAAUAUUCCGAUGAAUACACAUAUAGCUAUCAUGUCUGUUAACAACACUUGUAUUCUAAAACAAAUUACAACAUUAGACUUGCCACAAACAAUUGUAACUGCUAUAGAGUACGUUAGAGCCUCUGAUACAGUUUGGAUGGGUACUAAUCAUAAAAGUAUUUUAAUUUUUAAUACCGCUGACAUGUCGGAAGAAGCAAGUAUUUCAUUACCAGGUGAAGACGAGAGUCUCAGAGUCACAGCAAUCAAACACCAUUGUGAUACUGUCUUUGUAGCUUUAUCAAAUGGUUCAUUGUUACUUUAUAGAAGAGGUAACCAAUCCAAAGAACCGGAGAUUGUAGUAUUAGGUCCUGAUGCUCCUAUCACAUGUAUAUUACCUAUAAAUUUAUCUUUAUACGUAGCAUGUGGAAAACAAGUAUUUGUUAUGAGUGCUAUCACUGGAGAACUUCAAAAAAAUUUUACCAUUCAUCAUGGGAAGAAUGUUAACCUUUUGGCUCAUUCUGGUGUUGGACUUUGGCUUUCGUUAAUGAAUUCAACAACCGUUUGUUUGUACCAUACUGAAACAUUUAAACAUUUACAGGAUAUUAAUAUUGCAUCAAAUGUCACAAGAUUAAAAGGUACUGCUACACCAGUUAAUGUUACUGCACUGAUGGCUUGUAAAGGCCUUCUGUGGGUUGGAACUGAUGCUGGUAUUAGCUUAACUGUUCCAUUACCUCGUUUAGAAGGGGUACCUAUAAUCAGUGGCAAAGUAAAUGUAUCUUAUCAUGGGCAUACCGGUCCGAUAUCUAUUUUGGUGCCAUUACAAGAUCCACCCACUGUUUUAAAACGUCCACCUUCCAAAACAUUAGCUAGUGAUAUUUAUGAUCUAUAUGGUCGUUUAAUGUGUGUCAAGGACUAUGAUAAAAAUGAAGAUGUUUUAAAUUCGAGUCGAUGGUCUUUGCGAUCAACUGAUGAAUCGUCAACAGUUCAACAUGCAAGAUCGUCAGAUGUAUCAAAAAAAGAUUUCACUUUAGUGACAGUGUCUUGUGGACGUGGUUAUGUCAAUUAUCAACAACCGUGUUGUUCAACCAUUGAAAAUAAUGCCUACAUAAUACUUUGGGAGAUUAAGUUAUAAAUGUAAGUAGGUAAUGGUAAUUAAUUUUAAUAGUUAUUGAGUUGUAGGUAACUCGUUAUCUUUAACCUACAGGGUGUUUCUGAAAUUGAUAACGUUAUAUUUUAGAACAUACUAGUAUUGUGGAAACAAUUAAAAACUAAUUAAAUAUACCUACUGAAUCAGAUACUAAAAAUUUACGAUAAAUUAAUUAUCAUUAUACAUUGAGUAAUGUAUUAAGUUAGAAAAUAACUCUUUUAUGUAAAACUAACCUUAACAUUAAAAAAAAACAUUCCAAAUUCUAUUAUUUACUUUUAUGCUUUCUAAAUAAAUAUAUACUAACAAAUUUCAUGAAACACCUUUUUGAAGCCAAAUGACCAUUUUAUCUUGCCAAAUCAAAACAUUCUUCUUCCUUAGAGCUGUAUACUGUAGUUAUAAAUUAGUAUUAAUAAUAGUUAUAAGUAUUAAAUAAAAUAAUAAUAUUUAAAUGAAAACAUUGCUGUGAAAAGAGUGAUUUUUUAUUUUCUAAAUUAUCUGAGUAACCUUUUCUCAUUUUGAUUUUUCAUUUAUAUAAUAAUAUUAUAUACUUUUGUUUGAAAAAAAUGUGAUAGUUAUCUUCAUAUUUAUAUUCUGAAAAUAAUUAUGACAAAAUAUAAACAGACAAUUAGUGCAACAUGUUCCUUUCAACUUUCAUUACAUUUUAUUAAAUAACUGGAGUUUAUCACUUUUUUUUAAUAGAUAUUCUCCUUCACAAUCAGUCUUUUAGUACUAUUAAUUUUUUUUUUUAGUUCAAUUGAUACUUUAAUAUUUUUAGUCGCUCAAUAAUUAAUUUUUAUUCUAUAAUUAUUACUUUUAUUAUUAUUAACUUUCUAUGUAUUACUUAAACAGCUCUAAUGCCGUGAAUUUGUUGAUUAUAAAUAGUUAAUACUUAAUGUGUAUUUAUAAGUAUUUAAAAUAGUAUUUAUUAGUGUAUUUGUAUACAAUUAAUAACAUAAUUUGAUAUGUGCUGUGGAAUAAUUAAAAACUAUUAAUGUAUACGCUGCAAUAAUAAAAAAAAACAAUAAAAAUCGAUAGAUAAUUUAAAUAGAAUACUAUUAUUGUAUGGCAAUUCAUAGUUAUUAAAUUAAGUAUUAUGCAUGAAUUUCAAUAUUACUGUAAAAACCAAGCACAUUUAUCUUAUAUGUACUUGAAAUUAGUAUUAUGAAUUAUUAACCAAUUUUUUUAUGCCUUAAAACUUUCUUUCACACAUAAUUAUAUAUCUUUGUUAAAAAUAUUCAAUUAUUCAAUGACAAUUGUCAGUAUUUCAUGUCACCUUAAAAUGUAUACAUUUCAUAUUAUUUCUAACUCGUGCAUUUUAUUUGGUUUAUGAUUGCUCACUACUUUUUUGAUUGAAUCUCUAUUUAUACUAUAUUAAUUAUAUAAGCUUAUGAUCAAAGACACUAUAAUAUUCUCAAAUAUUUUAGAGCGUUUUAAAGCAAUAUUAUUUAUAUAAGGCUUUUUAUUGCCAUUGGAUGACUAGUAUUAUUAGUUUUUAGUAUAAUAUUUUUUCCUGUGUCUAUUUUAAUACAACCAUACAACCCUGUUGCUCCUCAUUGCUACUUGUACCUUCAACUCAUUUAAGCCCUCGAAGAAAUAAAAAAUAUAAUAUAUAGUGUAUAAGUGUUUUACCCGUGUUUAAUACUGUGAUAUUCUUAUUACAAUUCGCCCAAAUGCUUUAAAAAUCAUUUUAAUAUAUAUUAUAUACAUUGUAAUAUUAUCAUAGGUAAUAGAUAUUAACUUAAAGUUUUGUAUUAUUUUUAUUAUUAUACCUAUUUAUCUAAGGCGAUGACAAACUGUAUUUUAUGGUAUUAAUAUUAUAACACUCGAUACACAUUUGUCACUUACUAUUAGUGCAUAAUAAUAAUAUUACGUAUAUACUAUGUAUAUAUAUUAACGAUUUGUGUUUCUUCCUAGAUAUUGCGCCAAACUUUUAGUUUAAUUAAGUAAUAAAUAAAUUACAAAAACAUACACAAACAUAUUUAUAUAUAUAAAUAUGUAUUAUAUAUUUAUAUAAUAUAUAUUAACAUGAUAUAUUUAGUCAAUUAAGUACAAAAUAAGAAAAAGAUACACAAACACAAGUGCACAUACACACAUAUUAUCUUAAACAGAAAAUCGCUAUUUUAAUGCUAGUAGCUAUAACCGUUUUGCAAUGUUAACUUAUGUAUAUAUUGUUAAACCUAACCAUUACAAUAUUAUGUUCUCUCUACUUGUUACUAAUCAGCAUAAUUUGUUAAAAAACUAAUUUUUGCCCUCACACGUUUAUCGUCAAUUUAUAUUGUAUAAUAAUAAUAGUGUUUGCUGGUAUUUCUGUACACAACUACGUAACAGUACCUGUAAUUUGCUUAUAAAAGAAAUCGAUUAUAUAUUAUUACUACUACUAUUACCACUAAUGUUACACGGUGAAUUAUAUUUACAUUUUUUAUAAUUGUUUGUAUUUAAAUGAUUACCUCUCGCUCUACUGCAACAGAAUGGUAUUUUGAGAUUUGUAUUUAUAUUUUUUUUUUUAUCGCUUUUUAUACGAACAUUUUAUUUGUUUUUCUUUUGUUUAUCCGUCUCGAAAAAAAGAUUAUAUAUAUUAUUUUAUAUUAUAUUUUUAUUACAUUACUCCCAUUAUAUUACUAUAUUUCUAUUAUGUGUAAUGUCUAUUUGAACGAGCUGUGUCUACUAUGUAUAUCAAAGUCGAGAAUCGAAAUUUUUAAUCAUAUAUUAUAAUAAUAACCUAUAUAUAUUUUUUUGUUUUACGUCAAUAUGACAUGUUAUAAUUAUUGAACGUGGUUGUAAUAUUGUAUUCACUAUACAUGAUUAUAAUUUAAACCAACUUAGUUUUAAACGAUUUUAUUUGUAAAAAAAAUUCUUUUGUAUUUUGUGUAAAAAAAAAAGAAUAAAUAUAUGUUUUUUUCCUU